AUGAGUUUCUCGCUGCGACUGUGGAUCGCGAGUGUAAUCGCGCUUACACAGCUCAUCCAUGGAGCUUUCUGUUGGGGCAAAGAAGGUCACUACGCCGUCUGCAAAAUAGCCGAGAGCUACUUUGAGGAAGAAACUGUAGCUGCAGUGAAGAAACUCUUACCUGAAUCCGCUGAAGGAGAUUUAGCAUCUGUUUGCUCAUGGCCUGAUGAGAUCAAACACCAUUGGCAAUGGCGAUGGACUAGCCCUUUGCACUAUGUUGAUACACCUGAUUACAGAUGCAACUACGAGUAUUGUCGGGAUUGCCACGAUACUCAUAAGCAUCAAGACCGGUGUGUGACUGGAGCCAUUCUCAAUUACACAAUGCAACUUAUGUCGGCUUAUGAAAACUCGCCGAGUAUAGUCCACUACAACUUGACGGAAGCUCUCAUGUUCUUAUCACAUUAUAUCGGAGACGUUCAUCAGCCUUUGCAUGUUGGUUUCCUGGGAGAUGAAGGUGGAAACACGAUUACAGUCCGCUGGUACCGUCGCAAAACAAACUUGCACCAUGUCUGGGACAACAUGAUAAUUGAGUCUGCUCUUAAAACAUACUACAAUAAAAGUCUUCCACUCAUGAUUCAAGCUAUUCAAGCCAAUCUUACGCACGGCUGGUCUAAUGAUGUUCCGUCGUGGGAGUCAUGUCAACUUAACGAAACGGCCUGUCCAGAUCCGUAUGCAUCUGAAAGCAUAAAACUUGCCUGCAAGUAUGCUUACAGGAACGCUACUCCAGGGACUACUUUAGGAGAUGACUAUUUUCUCUCUCGGCUACCCAUUGUGGAGAAGAGACUUGCACAAGGUGGGAUUCGCUUGGCGGCCACUCUUAACCGUAUCUUUUCUUCAAAGCCUAAGCUUGCUGGAGCAUGA
Molecule: messenger RNA, 900 nt
Organism: Microthlaspi erraticum
Lineage: Eukaryota; Viridiplantae; Streptophyta; Magnoliopsida; Brassicales; Brassicaceae
Source: the annotation of a GenBank genome assembly